GGACUGUCAAGUAAUUAUUUUUACGAAGUGCGAGUGUUUUUGUUAUUCUGAUCCAAAACAAAAUAAAACCAGACGACAGUGUGCUUGAUGACCGCAAAUUAUUCUUGUACAUUCUGAAAAAUGAGCAACUCCGAGGAGCGUAGCUCCUCAACCAGUUCGGAGGGUGACGCCGCCGAUCUAGACAUAAGCAAUCCCAAUUUCAAACCGUUGCGGGUGCUGUAUUCCCGGAGGGCGACCGUACCCGCUCCAAACGCCGAAAAACAUGAUAACGUGAGCUUGUUCGAGUCGAAAUUCAAACGAUUGGGCGGAUUCGCGGAAAAAUUUAGCGCCGAACGGUUGAAGGAAAUUCAGGCUGCUUCGUCGUCUAAGAAGAUAGUUCCAGUCGCCCGUGGGGAAGCACCGGUGAGGAGAUUUUUGCCGCAUCAAGAGAUGAUCAGAGUGGAGAGGCCGGCUCGCUUCCGCAAAAACAUAUUCACCAAGCUGGAGAACUACGGGGGCCCACUCAACCGCUUGCGGGACUGGAUGAGCGAAAGAGUGCGCGUUAAGAUUUACACCCGCAAGGAGAAAGGGAUUCGGGGUUACGUCACGGGAUUUGUGGAAGUAUUCGACAAACAUUGGAAUGUGGCUUUGUCGGACGUUUUUGAAUCGUGGGAGAGGAGAAAGUACCGAUAUUCUGAGAACAAGCUGUGUAACCUCGGAGAGCCACAAGACUGUAGCGAGGAACUGCGUAAAAUGGGAAUCAGUGUUCCUGCUGUUAAUGUUAAGUCUGUUGAUAGUAAAUGUGUGAUUUGUACCAGGAGGGUUCCUAAAUUGUUAAUCCGGGGGGAGCAGAUUGUGCUGAUAGUCCCUGAACUCACAAUUGUUAAGAAAGAGCCAUUGGACUAA
Toxorhynchites rutilus septentrionalis is the source of this 885-nucleotide messenger RNA. RefSeq names its product U7 snRNA-associated Sm-like protein LSm11 (gene Lsm11). Gene Ontology annotation, molecular function: U7 snRNA binding. Gene Ontology annotation, cellular component: U7 snRNP. Bases 121 to 885 code for a protein of 254 amino acids. The transcript is spliced from 2 exons. Gene Ontology annotation, biological process: mRNA 3'-end processing by stem-loop binding and cleavage. The record is from RefSeq and is a predicted model, not a curated record. NCBI's taxonomy places the organism in Eukaryota, Metazoa, Arthropoda, Insecta, Diptera, Culicidae.